This is a messenger RNA of Arxiozyma heterogenica, 2841 nucleotides long. It is a transcript of the gene ARP8, whose product is annotated as Arp8p. The transcript has a single exon. Gene Ontology annotation, biological process: double-strand break repair; regulation of DNA-templated transcription. The coding region runs from base 1 to 2841 and encodes 946 amino acids. Lineage: Eukaryota; Fungi; Ascomycota; Saccharomycetes; Saccharomycetales; Saccharomycetaceae. The record is from RefSeq and is a predicted model, not a curated record. Gene Ontology annotation, cellular component: Ino80 complex.
AUGAACGUAGAAGAAGACAGAAAGAAAGAAACUGAUCCUGUGUAUGAGGAUCCUAUUGAUAUUCCAUUAGAUAAUGAAGAAGAAGAAGAAGAAGAAGAAAAUGAUGUAAAUGUCGAGUCUAACCAAGAUGUCAAUCCUGCUAUAACGUCUAAUACGUCAACGACGACAACAACAACAGAACAAAUAGUAUCCAUAUCUAAUACAGCAAAAUUUCAAACUAAAUUAUCAAAGUCUGUUUCUAAUGUCAAUGAAGAUAAUGAAUCUAAUCAAGAACCUGCUACUAAAAAAAUCAAAAUAGAUAAUAAUGCUCCUUCUUCUUCUUCCUCUUCUACCACCACCACUGCUACUAAUUAUAAUAACUCUAAUCCUACCAAUAAUAAUAGUAGUCCUAUCGAAAAUGAUAAAGAUAAACACCAAAAUAAAGAAAAAGAAAACCCCCCUAAAUAUGAUCCGAGUAAAAGUAAAAAAGUUCCUUUACAUCUAUUAGAAAAAAGAAGAAUAGGUCGUAUUAAAGCAGCUGAAGAAUUUGCUAGAAGACUGAAAAUUAUUGGGAUCGAAAAAGUUGAAUCAACUACUCUGCCUUCUUCCGGUGGGUUUCAACCUUUAACUGUCAUCAAUCAAAAAAAUUAUUCCUCUGAUUAUAUUAAAAAAGAUGACCAAAUAUUUGCUAUAAGAGAAAGAAAAUCCUUGAGAAAUAACAACUCCUCAAAUGACACAGAUAAAUCUAAUACAUCCUAUAUAUCAGAAUACACUGCAAGAAAUGACGAGAUUGAUUUUAGUAACCCUUCAUCCACAAUCAUCAUUCAGCCUGGUUCGGACUCUAUUAAAAUAGGUUUUGCAUUGGAUAAUAAACCCUUAAUAAUACCAAACUGUGUUGCAAUUCCGACCACAAAAUUUAAUGAAGGCCAUCAAAGAGUCCAAAAAACUAAUAGAUUGCAAGAAGCUCAACCUGAGGAAUUUUAUUCUUUAAAAGACCACUUACAGUCCACUUUUAAACAAAGAAUGCGUUACUAUAAGAGAAAAAUUCAAUCUAACAGUUAUGAUCAGGUCAGUGGGUUCAAUGCAGUGACUCGUGGAGAACCAAUCCCCGAUCAGCAUGACCUUGGCAGAAUAUCCUGGAUUCAAACUCCACAUGACGAUGAAAUUUUCAUUGGUGAGAAUGCUUUAAGAUGUACUAACGAAAAUUUUAUCCAUAGGAAACCAUUCUGUUGUUCAAGCACCGGAACAAUUUUCAAUAUUACUGACGAAAACUACUCUUCCAUUGAAGAGGUAUACAGUGAUGUGACAAGAAUCCUAAAAUAUGCCAUCAGAGAACUAAUUGCUAGAAGAAAAGAGACCAAGAACAACAAAGCAAAUAUGGAUCUCCUAACAUCAGAACAAACUAAAGCGUUGGAUGAAGAUAUUAACGAAAAGACAAUCUUUAAAGGGGUCUUGAUAAUUCCAGAUAUAUACGAGAAAUCACACGUCGAAAAUAUGAUCCGUCUAUUAUUAAACGAAAUGUCCUUUUCUGCGGUCGCCAUUAUGCAAGAAUCACUAGCAGCAUGUUAUGGAUCUGGAACAGGUGUUUCUUCCUGUGUGGUUAAUGUAGGUGCUACAAAGACAACUGUGGCCUGUGUAGAUGACGGUGCCGUAGUGGAGAAUAGUUGCGUGACAUUAGAUUAUGGUGGUGAUGAUAUUACAAGGCUAUUUGCCAAAUUGCUAUUAAUGAGUAAUUUUCCAUACGAAGAUUGGGAUAUGAACAAUAUUAGCGGUUGGAGAAACGCAGAGGCAUUGAAAAAGCAAUGCAUAACUUUCCAGGAUAUUGAUGUUACAACACAACUAUUCAAUUUCAUAAGACGUAUCCCUAAUGAGAGAACUGAGAAAAUUGAUUUCAAAACAUUCGAUGAAGUCAUGCUAGCUCCAUUAGCUCUAUUUGAACCUCAAAUUUUUACAUACUUGAAACAAAAUGGAGAAAAUGUUGUCCUCAACAAAAUUUUAAGACAGCAGAUUCCUAUUUCAAGAGACUUAUUUACUAAUUUACCCAAUGAUCUAGGCUCAUUGACCCAUGAAAACUGUCAAAAUCAUACAACUUAUGCUGAUUUUCAGAAUGAUUUUAAUUUGAUAAAAAAUAUAUUAGACAAUGUUCUUGAGAACAGAGAGGUGGAAACAUCUACUACAAAUCACAAUAAAAAAUUGAACAUGGUACCUUUGGAUAAAGCUAUUAUCCAAUCAAUAACAAAUGCUGCAUUGGAAGUUGACAUAGCUAAGUUAAGUGUAUUUUACUCAAACAUUCUUAUUAUUGGUGGUUCUUCUAGUAUCCCUGCAUUCGAUUUCAUGCUGACUGAUCGUAUCAACAUUUGGAGGCCUAGAAUUUUAAGUUUAAAUUCCUUUGGCACUUUUUACAAACAUCUAUUGGAAAAGAUCAAGGACUUAGAAACAACCAACAAAAACCACUCCACAAAUACUGUUCCCAAUCAAAGCAGUACGGCUAAUAACACCAAAAAUGAGGGAGAUGAAGACGGUGAGGAAGAAAGUAUGGAAAGUGCAGACAAUGAAUCACAAAAGGAUACACACUCUAUAAACGACGUUAGCGAAAAUAGUUUGAAAGAACAAAUUGACGCAAUGGUAAGACAAGAGUUGGACCAGUAUCUACGAAAAACUGAAACUCAUACAUCUGGUGAGCAUUAUUUACCAGUUACAGUUAUACCUGCACCGAAUGAUAGAGAUCCUUCGUUAAUUCUUUGGAAAGGUGCAGCAGUCUUGGCUCAAAUAAAACUGAUUGAAGAACUGUAUAUUACUUCUACUGAUUGGGAUGUUCAUGGAAGCAGAAUACUUCAACACAAGUGCUUAUUUGCAUAUUAG